Lates calcarifer (barramundi perch) is the source of this 2338-nucleotide messenger RNA. It is a transcript of the gene rsad1, whose product is annotated as radical S-adenosyl methionine domain containing 1. Gene Ontology annotation, biological process: porphyrin-containing compound biosynthetic process. The transcript has 9 exons. The record is from RefSeq and is a predicted model, not a curated record. The coding region runs from base 223 to 1593 and encodes 456 amino acids. Gene Ontology annotation, cellular component: cytoplasm. Gene Ontology annotation, molecular function: coproporphyrinogen oxidase activity; 4 iron, 4 sulfur cluster binding. NCBI's taxonomy places the organism in Eukaryota, Metazoa, Chordata, Actinopteri, Centropomidae.
GCACUUCCUGUUGAGAGGGACUUUAACUUUGUAAACAGACAAAAUGGCUCCACGUUACUUUGUAGUUACUCUGGUCACGUGGAUGUCACGAAAACUUUGACGCUAUUAUAAUUGUUAUAAUGGAGCCGGGCGCGUGCAGCUGCUGCUCUGAGGAGCCAUGUGCCUCAGGCGACUCGACAGACAAUUAAAUCUGCCGCCAGAUAGAUAAAUGCUCUCACCAGAAUGAUCAAACACACUCUUCUUCUCGCGGCCAGACGUGCCCUCUCACUCCCCGGUCUGCGCUUCUUCUCCGGCGGGGGAAUAAUUGGAGACGUGUCUGAAUGGGCAGGAUCUCCACAUCUCACAGAGCAGGCGUCUCUCUAUGUGCACUGGCCUUACUGUCUCAGGAGGUGUUCCUACUGUAACUUCAACAAGUAUAUACCCAGAGAGAACAAUAACAGCAUCAUGACUGACUGCCUUCAGCGGGAGACUGAGACAUUGCUGCAGCUCAGUCAGGUGUCCAGCAUCACCUCAGUAUUUUUUGGUGGUGGGACUCCAAGCCUGGCACACCCAUCCACGAUCGCAGCGAUCCUUGAAACUGUUUCCAGACAGGUGAAUCUGUCAGAUGAGGCUGAGGUCACGCUCGAGGUCAACCCUACUCCUGCGGGAAAGUCAAAAUUAGAGGAUUUCUGCCAUGCUGGGGUUAACCGUUUCUCCAUUGGGGUCCAGUCUUUGCAGGACAAUGACUUGAAAAUCCUUGGAAGAGACCACAGUUCUCACCAGGCUUUGCAAACUAUUGAGGAGGCUCAGAGGCUGUGCCCGGGGAGGGUGUCAGUGGACGUCAUGUUUGGUCGCCCCAAGCAGAGUGUCGAAUCCUGGGAGAACGAGCUGUCUGAGCUGCUGAGGGUGUGUGAUGACCAUGUGUCACUGUACCAGCUGACCCUGGAGCGAGGCACCCAGCUGUUUAAACAGGUGCAACGGGGAGAAGCGACUGUGCCAGCCGAAGAUGUGACGGCAGAGAUGUACCAGUCUGCCAGGAAGACUCUGCACCGGCAUGGUUUUCUGCAGUAUGAGGUGUCAAACUUUGCAAGAAAUAAUGCAGUGAGUCAUCACAACAUGAGCUACUGGAAGGGAAGACAGUACAUCGGUGUCGGACCAGGAGCACAUGGGCGCUUCGUUCUCUUGGGGGAGGGAGGUGUCGUCCGGGAGGCCCGCACCCAGACUCUCGAGCCUGACGUGUGGAUCCGCGAAGUUCAGCAGCAGGGACAUGGGACGCGGAGGAGGAUUCAGCUCGGUCAUCUUGAACUAUUGGAGGAGGUGUUGGUGAUGGGAAUGAGAAUGACAGAGGGCAUUAAUCACAAGCAUUGGGAGUUGUUUAGCCCUCAGCUGGGCCUCCAUGAAGUCUUUGGUAAAUCCACUGAUGUCCAAGAGCUGCUACAGAGUGGGCAGCUGAUUCUUGAUGACAGAGGUCUGCGCUGCUCCUGGGAUGGACUGGCCCUACUGGACAGCAUACUGCCAGCUUUACUGGUGGAACUGGAAACACAAAUCCUCCAGAGGCAACAAAGGGACCACAGAGCUGAUGGACAAACACAGAAGACCUCCAACCCACAAUAACAGUAAUCUUAACUUUGGAGAAAGCUUGUUUGUGGGUUAGACUAGCAGGACGUGUAAAACUAUCCCUGAAAACAGGCUGAUAUUGAUGAGUUAAAUCAGUCUAACACAUCUUAUUUAUUAAGUUUAAUGCCACAGUAUUUGAAUUACUUAUUUAAGGCUGUGCCAUUUUUCACACUGAAUUCAAUGACACCUCGAACCACCACAGCCUGACCAGUGAAAUUAUGGUUGCUAUUUACUGUCAUCAAAACAUGAUUACUACUCUCGUGGUGCAUUGUUUGACUUGAUAUGAGUGCCUGUACAUUCUUCUAUAUAUACUUACAUGGAUAUUUUUUGCAUUUGUAAAUACACCUGUUGAAUACAUCAACCUAUCUCCAUACCAUUCCAUGUUCAAGCCACCACCGCUGACAGACGCUCAGGUUAUAUUUUACUAAGACAAGCUCUGCAGACAGAGCAUUUAUUAAAAUCCCAGACUUAAUUUACAUGUCCAUAUGCUGUCAUUGCAUCUGCAUUGUCUUAUCACGUAUAAUACAGUAGAUAACACACCAUUUAGAUUAAUAUUAAUUUCCUGGCCAGCUCUGACUGUGGCCUCUGUACAUUCUCAGAAAAGGGAAAAGGUCUCCAUCUCUCUUUUGGAAAAUCAAUUUAUUCAUUAAUCCCUACAAAAAGAUAAACUUCUUAUGGGUUCAUAAUUUCCUCCAGUGUAAUACGGUACUGACUGAGAAAAUACACAAUACACAAAGUUAAA